AUCCCGACGUCAGGCUAAAGAAAGGAUCCGACUCCAGGCGGACACAUUUUAAGAUUUCAUGUGUACGUCAAGGUGCCUUCGGAAACAUGUCGGGACAGAGGGGAAACAGUCUGUGUUCGUGGCAUAAACUCUCGCUCUUGGUUUCAUCUCUGCUUUUUGUGUAUAUCAGCUCGAUCAACUCAGUUCCUCUAGACGAGCAGAGAGAUCAGGGGCCAGAGACUUACAGCGAAUACUACAAUUACGACCAACUUACUGUCCUUCUCAAAAGUCUCGCCCAGAAGUACGCAAACAUCGCAAAUCUGACCAGCAUCGGCAGAUCCGUUGAAAACAGGGAGCUUUGGGUGAUGAGAAUCACCAAGGAACCCACUGCUGAUGUACCAGGAAAACCCAAAUUCAAGUACGUGGGCAACAUGCACGGAGACGAGACCGUGUCCCGGCAGGUUCUGAUCUACCUGCUGGAGUAUCUGCUGGAGAAGUACGGAGAGGAGCCGCGGGUCACAGAGCUGGUCGACAGCACAGAUAUUUAUAUCAUGCCGAGCAUGAACCCUGAUGGUUUUGAGAAGUCUAAGGAGGGGGAUUGUACGGGCAAAGAUGAGGGUCGGAAUAAUGCUAAAAACCUCGACCUCAAUAGAAGUUUCCCAGACCAGUUUGAGGAGAUACACGUGAAUGCAGAAGACAUCCCUGAAGGCACUGCUGUCAUGAGGUGGAUCCUGCAGAACAAAUUUGUGCUCUCUGGGAAUCUGCAUGGUGGGACCGUGGUAGCCAGUUAUCCUUUUGAUGACUCUGUGGCCCAUGAUACUGAGGGCACCUAUAGCAGAUCUCCUGAUGAUGCUCUCUUCAGAUACUUGGCACGGGUUUACGCAGAGAAUAACCCUGUUAUGAAAACCGGGCAGCCGAAGUGCGUGGAAAACAUAAAUGAGACCUUUGAGGAUGGCAUCACAAAUGGAGCAAAGUGGUAUGAUGUGGCAGGGGGUAUGCAGGAUUUCAAUUACCUGAAGGGGGGCUGUUUGGAAAUCACUAUGGAGCUUAGCUGCUGCAAGUACCCACCCUCAUCUCAACUCAAAACAGAAUGGGACAACAAUCAGGAGGCCCUGCUGGCCUUCAUGGAGAAGAUUCAUAUCGGCGUGCGUGGCUUUGUCAGAGCUGCCAGGAAUGAUGCCCCUCUAGCAGAUGCUGUGAUUAUGGUUGCGGGCAUUAACCACAAUGUGAGCACUUCACGCUUUGGUGACUACUAUCGUCUGCUGCUACCUGGCACCUACAACAUCACAGUUUUAGCCCCGGGCUACAUUCCCAUGUCCGUGGCUGGGGUGGAGGUGACUGAGGGAAAAGCAGCUGUGCUGAACAUCACCCUUGAAGCUGAGAAUGAUGAGAAUUCCCCCACUGAAACCUCUGUGUACAGUGCCAGCACAGAUAGCAGCAGCAGCAGCAGCAGCACCGGUGUCAACAAAGCAGCAGAUGAAGAGAAGGACUCCAGGGUUACAGUCCAGCCCCAGGACUUCCGACAUCACCACUACAAUGACAUGCAGCUGUUCCUGCAGAAGUUCAGCUCUGAUUACAGCUCCAUCACACGGCUGUAUUCCAUCGGCAAGUCUGUGCAGGGACGUCUCCUGUGGGUCAUGGAGAUCUCCGACAAUCCCAGUGUCCACGAGUUAGGUGAACCAGAGUUUAAGUAUAUUGGUAACAUGCACGGCAAUGAAGUGGUUGGUCGGGAGCUGCUCCUCAACCUCAUAGAGUACCUUUGUCGCAACUAUGGCACUGACCCUGAGAUCACCCAGCUCAUCAACUCCACACGUAUCCACAUCAUGCCUUCAAUGAACCCAGAUGGAUAUGAAGUGUCCCAAGAGGGAGAUAUCAGUGGCGUUCAGGGACGUAACAACACUAACAACUAUGACCUGAACCGUAACUUUCCUGACCGGUUCAACUUUGUCACGGAUCCCAGACAGCCAGAGACCCUUGCUGUUAUGAACUGGGCCAUGAGCUACCCGUUUGUGUUGUCUGCCAACCUUCAUGGAGGCUCUUUGGUGGUGAAUUAUCCAUUUGACGAUAAUCUAGACAAUGUUAGCGGAUACAGCAAGUCCUCAGAUGAUGACGUAUUCAGGAUGGUGGCUCUUGCUUACUCACAGGAAAACUCUCAAAUGUUUGAUGGACACUCCUGUAAGGAAAUGGAUUUGUACCAAGAAUAUUUUAAAGAUGGCAUCACCAAUGGUGCUGCAUGGUACAAUGUCCACGGAGGGAUGCAGGACUGGAACUAUGUCAACAGUAACUGCUUUGAGGUGACCAUUGAACUGGGCUGUUACAAAUACCCACCAGCAGCAGAUCUACCGAAAUACUGGGAAAAAAACCGCAGAUCACUUCUGCAGUUCAUCCAUCAGGUCCACCGUGGAGUAAAGGGAAUGGUAAUCGACAGCAAAGAUGGAUCUGGCAUCCCCAAUGCUACGAUCACUGUGGACACAGUUAAUCACCCCAUCACAUCCAACACUGCAGGGGACUACUGGCGCCUACUCUACUCCUCAGUUAGCACCUUUGUCAACGUACCUAAGGAAGGAGCGGAGAUUGUUAAUUUCACAUUGACCCGGAUUCACAGUUACACGAAUGGGCAGACGACAGAAGACACCACCCCAAUUCUGGAUCCCAGUUUGAAGGAGUUCCAGAGCCUUAUCAAGCAGCUGUCAGGAGAAUCUGGACUGGACAAGCUGAUCAAGGACACUCACACCCAGAGCAGCUUCCGUUAUCGACGGUACAGCGAGGUUUCUGAGUUCCUACGUGGCCUCACCCUGAACUUCCCAGAGAUUACCUCACUCCAAAGUCUUGGUCAGAGUGUGGAGUUCAGAACCAUCUGGGCUCUGGAGAUCUCCAACAACCCUAAAGUCCAAGAACCGUCUGAGCCUAAGAUCCGGUUUGUGGCAGGUAUCCAUGGAAACGCCCCAGUAGGUACAGAGCUGCUUCUGGAGUUUGCUGCCAGUCUCUGUAUUAACUACGGAAAGAAUGCUGCCAUCACAAGGCUCAUCAAUGAGACCAGAAUUGUUAUCCUGCCCAGCAUCAACCCAGAUGGGCGUGAGCUGGCAAAAGAGAAAGACUGCACCUCCACUGCUGGCAUGACCAAUGUGCACGGCAAGGACCUUGACAAUGACUUCUUCGGUAAUGCGUCUCAGCGUGCUGCAGAACCUCAGCCAGAGACAAGUGCUGUUAUGGAUCUGAUACAGGAAAGAGGCUUCACUCUCUCUGUGGCUCUGGAUGGAGGCUCCGUUUUGGUCACCUACCCUUAUGACAAACCAGUGCAAUCUGUUGAAAAUGCUGAUACGCUGAGAUAUUUGGCUACUGUGUAUGCCAAACACCAUCCCAUAAUGCACUCGGGCGAUACUGGAUGUCCAAACAGCCAGAUGGGCACCAUCCCUAAUGGUGUCCUUCGAGCAGCUGAAUGGCACAGUCACAUGGGCAGCAUGAAGGACUUCAGUGUGGACUUUGGUCACUGUCCCGAGAUCACUGUCUACACUAGCUGCUGCCUGUUCCCACCGGCUGCUAUGCUGCCCACGCUUUGGGCUGAGAACAGGAAGUCUCUUCUGAGCAUGCUGGUUGAGGUGCACAAAGGGGUUCGUGGAGUGGUCAAGGAUAAGAGCGGUAAGCCCAUCGUGGGCGCUAUAAUAGUAUUGAAUGGUGGUGUUCGAGUCUUCACUAGUGAGGGAGGAUAUUUCCAUGCCCUUCUGGCCCCUGGUUUACACAGCAUUGAAGCGGUGGCUGACGGCUACCAGCAACAGUCCCAGAAGGUGUCUGUGUCGCCUUUUGAAGCAGCCAGUUCCAUUAUUAUUGAGUUUGACAUGGAGAACGAUAUAUUUGGCCUUCCAAGAGAGUUAGUAGUGGCAAGCGCAGCUGCCGCAAUGACGGCCCUGGUCGUGACAGCCUGCAUCAUCUGGUGCGUCUGCUCAGCCAAGUCAAACCGACAAAAAGACGGAUUCCAUCGGCUGCGACAGGACCAGGACGACUAUGACGACGAGAUCCGCCUCAUGUCUGUGGGCUCCAAAAAGUCUCUCCUGAGCCACGAAUUUCAAGAUGAGAGCGAAAGUGAUGAGGAUACGCUAUACACCAACAAACUUUGAGACCUUACUUGCUCCCUCUCCUCCCCCUGAGUCUGUCCAAACUGCCUGCAGUGCCAGUAGAGGGCGCUCAAUGGCCAGCAGCAUUAUUGUCCAAUCUAUCGAAACCCGAGAACCACUGCGGGAUGCACUUUAAUUUCCCAUGUUGAAAUCAGGUGAGCGUUUUGCACCGUAGUGUAUGCAAUUAACCACUGCUCUCAACCAGCCUGCUUAGUUAUCUUGGUCUUUAUAAUGCCAAUCCUCUACCCUUUAAAAAGGAAAUUGAACAGCUAGAAUCUUUCUCAACAGGAUUAUGAAACACUGUGCCUUGUUAGAUUAGAGGUUGCAUGGUCGCUGCUGUUGUGAGGAUGAUGAUUUUGUAGAGUAAAUGGAAUUUUGCUCCCCUUUUUUUCUGUGGACCCGGGCCAAAG
Molecule: messenger RNA, 4501 nt
Organism: Sinocyclocheilus grahami
Lineage: Eukaryota; Metazoa; Chordata; Actinopteri; Cypriniformes; Cyprinidae
Product: carboxypeptidase D-like
Exons: 21
Coding region: 87-4094 (1335 amino acids)
Biological process (GO): peptide metabolic process; protein processing
Molecular function (GO): metallocarboxypeptidase activity; zinc ion binding
Source: RefSeq, a predicted model, not a curated record